AUGAAUCAAAAUUGUUUUGAGUUAGAGGAGCGUGAUAACAACGAUAAAGACGACGACGGCGUUCAGCGCCGCAGCAGCACAACUUUCGCAAGAUCCGCCAAGAUGAGCAUACGAACGCGUGCCCUGGUCUUCUCCACAUUCUUUGGCAGCUGUUUGGCCAUAGGAUUGCUGCUAGUGAGCGUGACAACCAAUCACUGGGUGCGCGCUUAUCCGCGACGCAUUAACUCCACCGAGGCCAAAGGUGAUGUUAACUUCGGCCUCUUCUAUGGCAGCCAGUACUUGAAUCUGGGCAUUGGUGAGCGCUGUCAUCCGCUUGAAGUUUAUUCAUUUAUUCGCACCGAGCAUGGCGAUAACAGUUUCUGGCUUUGGCUGAUCACCACCCUGGGCACCGGACUCGGCCUCUUGGCUUGUGCUGUGGCUGCCAUAGCUGCUGUGCUGAAGUCGGCAUCGGCCGCCAAGAAAGGUGGCACUAUGGUGCUGCUUUUGGCCUCCAACAUUUCAGCAGCUGGCGCACAGAUUGUUGCCUUUGUGGCCUGGCUGGUGCAGUUUUAUCAGUAUCUCAUACACAAUGUGCUGUUGACGGAGCACCAGAAACAACAUUGGACCAGCACAGGACUGGCUAGUCUGGGCUACAGCUUCUAUUUGGUUGUAAUAUCCACAAUUGUAGUACUUAUUAACAUCAUCAUAUUGCUGUAUGCUAAGAGACGUGAGCAUCGCGAUCGCCAUCGCUUAGAGCCGCUGAGCAAAGACAAGAAUCAGGCGGCCAUAAUGCUUUAUUAGCCAAGAAUUAGGCAGAAUAUAUUAUCCUCAAGUAACCUCAAGAAAAACCAAAAAAAUUUUCGAUCAAACGAUGAGGGACAAUAAUCUCAGCGGCCCACAUGUCUGUGCCUUACUUAAAGAUGCCCUUUGAAUGCCACAUGACAAAUAUCGAAUGUAAUCCUUAUUUAUAUAUAUAUGUAAACAAAUGAAUCUUCUAGUUAAACCUUAUAAUUUUCAUAGUUUGUAAGUUUUUAUUUCCAAAUGUACCACGUUGAAGUCAAGUCUGAUACGCAUUUUGAUAGCACAUUCUAACUUGAUAGAACAAAUGCACGAUACAAUUUUGAUAAAUAUUCUUGUAUUGACAUAAGUAUUUUAAAUGUUAUUUACCUUUUGCAUUUUUAUACAUACUCGAAUCUAUUUUA
This is a messenger RNA of Drosophila sulfurigaster albostrigata, 1181 nucleotides long. RefSeq lists its product as uncharacterized. The record is from RefSeq and is a predicted model, not a curated record. Lineage: Eukaryota; Metazoa; Arthropoda; Insecta; Diptera; Drosophilidae.